Molecule: messenger RNA, 732 nt
Organism: Laccaria bicolor S238N-H82
Lineage: Eukaryota; Fungi; Basidiomycota; Agaricomycetes; Agaricales; Hydnangiaceae
Exons: 2
Coding region: 1-732 (243 amino acids)
Source: RefSeq, a predicted model, not a curated record
AUGGCUCCCCGCAUCUACGCCACCACUCACGAACACACGGCGAGGACGGUACUAGUGGUUGUAGGCGCGUGUACGUCUAUCGAGUUCAACAAGAACAAGGAGUAUGCGUAUCUGAAGGAGAUGUCGUCGAUUGCAGCAACAGCCGGGGGGAGGAUAACAACCGAGUUCACUGGCUCAGCAGUGCCAGGUUCAGCGUUAUCAGACGCAUAUCUGUGCGCCGAUUGUUACGGGCGCACCGGUGAAGAAGCCCAUAAUAUCCGGGUAGUGGAGGUAGUAUUGGAGGAGGGGGGAGUGCGUGCUUUGCCUAGGAAUCGAAUGAAACGCGUCGAGAAGCAAGGAACUUUUGAAACGCAACAGCAAAUGACGGUCAUGCACCAGCGUCAGCAACAACAGCCUUCACGAGCGGGAAGGUCGCAGCUCCCGCUUUCUCCAGGGUCGGAUACAUCGAUCCAUAGGACGGAUACAGCUCUUACACAUCAUGGCGGAGGGGGAGUUCCUCGCAGCCACGCAAGUGCAGAUUUUAAGGAGGGAGCAGUCGCAACCCCAAUCGCAGGCGCACACGCAGGGUCCACCUCAUCCGCCGCACUCACACACGCAUCCAUCCUACACGUCAGGUUUGUAAAAUCCCACACACAAGGUGGUGCUAGUCCGAACCGUAACCCUCCGCCUUCUAUAGCUGUGUUGGAGGAAGACGAAUGGGAGGACAAGGCUAUUGAACAUGAGCGUAAAUAG